Asterias rubens (European starfish) is the source of this 2747-nucleotide messenger RNA. RefSeq names its product gastrula zinc finger protein XlCGF26.1-like. The transcript is spliced from 2 exons. Bases 382 to 1734 code for a protein of 450 amino acids. The record is from RefSeq and is a predicted model, not a curated record. NCBI's taxonomy places the organism in Eukaryota, Metazoa, Echinodermata, Asteroidea, Forcipulatida, Asteriidae.
UACCAGUGUUUCACCUUAGUCCUCCCAUAUCUGCAUUACCAUCAAACAUUUAUACAAAUUUUGUAUAAAUGUAAUACUUUUUGCAUAACGGACGUGUACUGUCCAAGAACCUGAAAUAAUAGACAACCUCGACUCAGCAGACGAGCUGAGUUGAAGUGCGCCCUCCUGUGACAUAACAUCACUUUGAUUAAAAGUCUGGUUCCUACUUCCAUGCAACGAGUUUAGAGUAUAUCCGUCUGGUGCACUGUCAUUCUGAUGUAGACUGGCACUUCCUGAAAACAACCGCUGUCAUACAAAGAGUAGUGUGUUUACUAUUUAGUCUUGCAUCUCAACUAAACUUCGCGAAUAAAAAUUCCUUCAAGCUGAUUUGGUCAUGACACCAUGGAUCAGCUCAUUGACAAUGACAUUGAAACAGAUGACUCAGCCAAGGAGAAACCAUAUACCUGUGACGAUUGUGGUAAAAGCUACCUCAAUCGGAGUAGUUUAAGGAGACAUCAAAAGGACCAUUUAUCUGGUGACAAUCUCAUCUCAAAUGACAUUAAAACAGAAACCCAUAUUUGUGAGGAUUGUGGCAAAAGUUACUCCAAUGUCGGCAAUUUAAGAAGACAUCAAAUUCUUCAUUCUGGUGUGAGACGUUUUGUUUGUGACACCUGCGGGAAAGACUUUGCUGUGAAAGGAAGCCUGAAACAGCAUCUGUUGGUUCACUCUAAGGAAAAACCUUUCAAAUGUGACACUUGCAACAAAUCUUACGUACGAAAAGUAGACUUGAAACUUCAUCAGACGAUUCAUUCUGGUGAAAGACCAUUUGCUUGCAAAGUUUGUGCAAAAUCGUUUGUGCGAAAGAAAACCUUAAAGCAACAUGAAUUACUCCAUGUGGAAAGACCAUUUGUGUGCGACACUUGUGGGAAAUUCUUCUCGUCAGUAGAUCAGCUGCAAAGCCAUGAGCUCAUCCACACUGACGAUACAAAGUCCUUCAGUUGUGAGAUUUGUCACAAGUCUUUUGCUGAGAUGUACAAUCUAACCUUACACAAGACUGUACACUCCGGUGAAAAACAAUUCUCUUGUGACAUCUGUGGGAAAUGCUUCACACAGAAACGAACCCUUCGUCGACAUGAAAUUAUGCAUACUGACUAUAGGCCAUUCAGUUGUGAUGUUUGUGGUAAAGCAUUUGCUUUUAAUGCUCAAUUAAAAAAUCAUCAAGCCUACCAUACUGGAGAGAAUCUUUUAAGCUGUGAAAUUUGCGGUAAACUCUUCACAAAACCUUCUAGUUUGAAAAAACAUCAGAUAGUUCAUACUGGUGAUAAGCCAUUUGCUUGCCCCGUCUGUAGCAAAGCCUUCGGAAGUAAAGGGAAUCUUAAAGAGCAUCUAUCAAUCCAUAACGGUGAGAAACCCCAUGUAUGUGCUAUAUGUGGGAAGGGUUUCUCAAGAGGGACUAAACUAAGGGAGCAUCAGACAGUUCAUACAGGGCAGAAGUUAUUUGUUUGUGGGACGUGUGGGAAAUCCUUUACACUUCGAGGCCACCUUAGACGUCAUCAGACCUCAGCUCACACUAAUGAUCGGCAGUUUGCUUGUAAAAUGUGUGGUAAAUGUUUUGCUACAAGUAGCAAUCUAACAGAGCAUCAGAAAAUUCAUGAUUCAACACUGGAUAAAUGCCAGUUGUUUGAUAAAUUUGUAGCAAACAUGUCUUCCAAAGAAACAAGUUCAGGCCUGUAUACUUUGUUUUUGAAAGAGUAAGGGCACCAAGGCAUUUUCACUUGGUAAAGGGCACCCUAUGAGGAAAUAGUAAGUUUCUACUGGAUCAUUUCAAGGGCACCAAGGCAAUGACCAGGGGGCAUGGACGCAAUCGUCUCUGUUACCUCUGUGAGAUAAUCACUACUAUCAGGUCUGCAAGUCAAUACAACCCGUCAAGCUUUGUUGUUACAAAGGGGGUUGAAUCUUGCCCAAAGGUACACUUUGUUUUAGAUAUACAAUUUAUAAAUUUUAAAAACACUGAACAUCAAACUACUGGAAAAUUGUACAUUUAUAUUUCAUUUAAAAAGCAGUAUAAUACAAAAACCUACAUUUGAAUAGACAAUCAAAUAUCACAGAAGUAUUGAUAUUUCAAUUGGACCAUUGUUAUAAACAAGCUGUCAAAAGCUGGCUUAUAUUUAUUAUUAUAAAUACCUGUGUUUUUUUUUUUUUUGUAGUACCAUUUCUUAUCUUGUAUUAUAUAUUACAAACAAGAUUAUUUAAAAAAAAACACUGUUCUUGCUACUGUUGUUUCAAGGUGUGUUAUUUUAUGAUAUAAAGGAAUUAUAGUACUUGUAGCUUUUUUUAAGUAAUAUUAUUGCCAAGCAUUAUUGGGCAUUUUUUACGUUAAACUUGUUAGCAAAUUGGGUUUUGUUCACUGAGAUUGUUAAUCUGUCGUUCUUCCUUGAAACCCAACAGGGGAAAUGAAGGAAGAUUCUACUACAGCUGGGUCCAUUGGAUUUAGGUCUUGCCUACACACACCAUAAAAGUAAUGCCAUUAUAUGUUGCAACCCGUGUUAAGUCCGAAAUGACAAAUGACUCAUAAAGUGUGUCAUUUUGUAUUGAAGGAAUGUAAACAAAAACUCACUAUGCAUUUUUUUUUUUUUUUUUUUUUUGUGUAAACCAAAACCAAGUAUAUAUUUGUAUGAAGUUAGUGCAUGAUACAUGUGAUGUAUUGAAUGAUAAACAUGUUUAUUAAUUUUUAUUUUUUAUUUGAGUGUAUAUUCAUUCAAGUGUUA